Molecule: messenger RNA, 3846 nt
Organism: Trypanosoma brucei brucei TREU927
Lineage: Eukaryota; Euglenozoa; Kinetoplastea; Trypanosomatida; Trypanosomatidae
Exons: 1
Coding region: 1-3846 (1281 amino acids)
Biological process (GO): proteasome-mediated ubiquitin-dependent protein catabolic process
Cellular component (GO): proteasome regulatory particle, base subcomplex
Molecular function (GO): ATP hydrolysis activity; ATP binding; proteasome-activating activity
Source: RefSeq, a predicted model, not a curated record
AUGCCGAAACGAAGCCGUCGUAGUCGCAGCGAAGCAGUCGGCACUCCCUCCUCCACCGACUGCACGCAGGCUGGGAUGGUUGUCACUCUCUCCACCCUUUCCACACAAAAGGAGGAGGAAUUUUUGGGAGAACCGGUGAGUCAGCUGGACCUCCUAACCCCCCUGGUACAUCACUACAUGCAACUUAUACCGCCAUCGGAGGUCACUUAUCUGAACCACAGUGGCAGUGCUGCGAGCCGCCCUCACGCUCCUGGAAACGGUAGCCUGGAUGGUAAUACCACGGUGAGUAGGAGCACACGCACGGAGGGUAGUGACACCAGCACCAUAACCUCACAGCAGGUGGGGGGGAGGGAACCUGCACCACCAUACAGAUUUGAGAUGCUGAAAUCGUUUGCCAUUCCAAACGAGGUCGUCACUUACCUGGAGCGAGUUCCUCUUCUCCCACCCACUCAAGGGGCCGAGGAUGAAACCGGUAACAACGAGCGUGUUCGGGGGGAAUCAUUCGAGGCCUGGGGAAAUGUCAACGGCACUAGCAGCAGCGCUCCAAAGGGCCGACACGCUGGGGAAACUGAGACUCUGUUGGUAGCCGCCCUGCGUCGCGCUAUGGAUGUCCGCCUUCCUCCGUUUGCAGAUGACAGUGAGUUUCUUAUGGCGCACGAGAUGCGCUACAUAUGGCGUCGGUGGGUGGAAGGUACCUCGGGCCUCGUGGGCUGUAACGAGCACGUGCUUCGUAUGCUGAUGACAGCCCGGCUGGACUUCUGCCAGCAGUGCAGACCCUGCCAAUCCGUAGUGGCAGAGCUCUACGUCCAACAUACGGCCAUCCGUCUGCAGAAAAUGGCACGGCCUCCACGCAUUAUUCGGCUUUCGAACAAAUUAAGCCUUAGUCAACACGAGACCGCUGCCCUUACGUAUCUUGUUAUAUGUCAUAGUGGCUCUGUGUGGCCGCAGAAAUGCUCGAAAGAUUCCACCACUCCUGGUACACUCGCCUCCAGGACUGGUUUGAAUCCCGUACAGCUCAUGCACUUUCUCGCCGACUAUCGCAACCAUGUGAAGCAAGGGGUAAUCGCCACGGAAUCCAAAUUCAAGACGACGUUCAUGGAGUCCAGGGUGUACAUGCCGCAAGAGGUGAUUGCUGCACUUGUCGGAGAUAAUCUCCCGGAGGAUCAGCUUAUUAAACUGGAAAAAACGGCUCUUGCUGACGUCCUCACCGAGGAGCGCGCUACUAUUCGUGCCAAGUUUGCAGAAAAUGGGGUGAAGGAAGGGGGAGAAGGCAACGCCGCGGAAACGCCAGUGUGUACAAACGUCCGCAAGAGCGAAAAGCGGGCGGGAAGCAAUAACGGAUGGGGCGAUGGGGAUGUCAAUGACGAUGAUGAUUACGAUGAUGAAGAAAUGAAUCUACAUACUCUAAGUUGCUGUAGCGGCAGCCGUUCACCACGGUUGGAGGCACCUGGUACGCAAUCAGCGGUGGCACCAAGUGGCAGUGAAGCGCCCGCAAGGGAUUUGAGCGCCGUGGAGUGUCGUGGUGGAUCACACCCGCAGGCAAACUUUCAUUCUCCCACAACGAACAACACGGGGGGCCUAACAUCACCCUUGCUUGCGGCAACUGCGCGAGAAAAGAGCGCGCCAGGAGGUCAUACUGACCGUAUGGACAUUGAGGAAGAAGGUGCUAAACCGUAUGCAAGCGACAUCGAGUACAUGGAAGAGUCCUUCAAACUUAUAGCGUAUACAGUGCGCCUUCAUGGUGCAGAGAGCGACAUGAAGGAUGAAGAAGAUGCCAUAUUUGUACCGAAGAACAAGGUAGAGGCGACGAUGCGGGAGCUACACGGGAAGGUCCGAGUUAAGACGGCGGUUCACCUCGCGCGUACAGAGGCUACGCUCAGGUGUGGCACGUUUCUUCCACGGGCUGAGGCCUUAUCCCAGCGGCUGCAGUUGUCGGACCUCGAAAAGCGUAUACUGUUGCUGAUGGUGGGAAAUGUUGUCUCGCACGACGUACUAAUCGCUAUCAACGGUCGUUACGUGAUGCGGGAUGGUCAGCGUGUGAUGACGGUGGGUUACAUACUGUUUGUAUUGUGUAGCACUCUUCGGGAGCGUGUCAGCGCGCGCAAGGCGUUCUACCUUUCCGGGCCACUAGUAUCCAACGGUGUGUUGUCCCUGUCCAUUGAAGGUUCAGGACGAAGCUGCUUCAACACAGACCUUAUGGAUUACAUAGUUGAUAUUGACCGCAAAAUUGUCGACUACCUGAUGGGUACGGAGAGUGAAACGGCGGAAAUGGUACCUGGUUCGCGGCUUUACCAACCAAAUGUUUCCAUGAGCAGCGUCGUCCUCCCAAAAUCAACGACUGAUCUGGUUCUAUCGACUAUACGGCACUAUGGCAUGUUUGAGGAAUGCAAGCGGAACUGUGGAUUUGGUGAGGGACUCGGUACAGGGGGAAGUGGUCUGGUGUUCCUAUUCUACGGACCAAGCGGAACGGGCAAAACAAUGCUUGCAAAUGCCGUGGCACACGAGCUCAAAAAGCGGAUACUCCUAGUUAACAUGCUACAGUUCAAGUCGGAAGCAAAGGGAAGCGACGUGCUACGCUUUAUAUUCCGUGAAGCAAAAUUAAACGAUGCGCUGAUCUUCUUUGAUGAGUGUGAAACCAUAUUUGAAGCUCGUGAGGCCAACCCGUUCGUUACAUCCCUUCUCGCAGAGUUUGAAAAGUACGACGGGAUUGUUGUGCUCGCAACAAACAAGGCGCAGGUGAUCGACGAGGCAAUGAAUCGCCGCAUUUCGCUGAUGGUGGAGUUCCGGCUCCCCGAUCAGCAGAUGCGGGAGGGAAUAUGGCGGGCGCAUAUCCCCAGCGCCCUUUCUCUGCAUGAGGACGUGUCCGUUCGUGCCCUGUCACUAAACUAUGAAAUCUCUGGUGGGCUCAUCCGUAACGCAGUGUUAACGGCUCUCAGUAAGGCAGUGGCUCGGGAACGAUCGCCGAGUCCUAUGUUAUGUAUGCAAGACCUUGAGGAGGGGGCGCGACUGCAGUUACGAGGCUUCUUCCUUGCUUCUGAAAAACCCGGCAAGACCGUAACGGCGUCGUAUCAUACUCCAAAGCGCUCCCUCUCCGACCUUGUACUGGAACCUGAGACCCAACAACAGUUGGAGGGUGUAGCACGGUUGGCAAAGGGGAGGACCACACUUUUUGCACAAUGGGGUUUUAAAGAGGAAGACUGUGCAGAUAAUGGAUCGUUGUACCUCUUCCAUGGUCCAAGUGGCAGCGGCAAGAGUCUUGCGGCGGAGGGCAUUGCGUAUGAGUGCGCCACGACCAUUCGUCUAUGCAACUUGGCGGAGCACAUGCUGUUAGACAAAUUGGAGGUGGGUACUGUUUUCAGCGAGGCACUUACGUUGGGUGCAAUUAUCGUCUUUGAUCAGGCGCAGGUGCUGUUCAAUCAUUCCCAGCAAGGAGCCCAUGUAGCGAAGAUCAUCCACUACCAUUCCAAACAAUUCCCUCGACCUAUACUGUUCUUAGCCACGGUCGAUGGGUCUGGAUCGUCGUUCCUUGACUUGCGCUCCACACCGUUGAUCUUUCAGCAAGAAAUUAGGUUUAGUUUGCCCACACAACACCUUCGACGGAUACUGUGGGGUCGUGCACUACCGGAGAACGUACCUGUUGAUGAGAAGGGUAUCGAUCUUGACGAGCUUAGUAAAUUAUCUGUGUCCCCAAAACUUAUACGUGCAGCGGCAUUUAGCGCGUGUUGCAAAGUUGCAACGCUACCAGCAGCGAAUAGACUCUUGACGAUGGAGCUACUUCGUGAAGAAGUAGAAAACAUGAAACUAAAGGAAAUGCAACAUCACUCGCACAACUCAAUGUUCGCCUAA